AUGACGAUAAUUGGUCGUAGCUAUUGUUAUAGAAAGCUCUUGGCCACAUUACCCAAAAACAGCAGCGGUAGUGAUAUUGCUGGUGGAAUGAGCGCACCGCACCCAAAUUACUCUUUAGGGGGACGUGGUGGCGUUGCAGUAGAAGAUACUUUCGAACUGGUCGAGUCUUCUUCGCAUUGGGAACGUUUCACGACUUUGGUUGAAGAGGUUUUGACCGGGUGGGGAGUUACUGACGGGAAACUUGGAAACUUUGAAGAAUUUGAUUUGUACAAUUCUCAAAAGAAUGCUGAUUACCAACAACAAAAUCUUGCAAGGAAUUCAAAAUAUUUAAGACAACCGUACAUAAAAUUGUUUCAGAAACACAAUCAUAAUAAAGAUGAUGAUCAUGAUAAUAUCAUAAAUCGUCAUAAUCCAGCCUCGGAAUUUCUUCCCAUCCAUUCUAUUUAUAAUAGUAACAAAAAUAAUAAUGAUCCACGAACGAAAUUCGAUAAAAUACACCGAUGGACUGGUCUCACACACAUUCUCGUAUUAAUUCCAAUGUCGAGAUCAGAUCCUGCUGGUUGCAUGCCAUCCACCACAAAAAUGGAUCUGUACACGACAAAAGAAUUAAUUUCCGCUUUUGAAAAAGCUUUUCAUAACACACGAUGUAAUCUUCCCGUUUUUAUUCCGAUUGGUCAACUUGUUAAUUCUUUAUAUAAUGGAUAUAUGUGCUGCUGGAUAAAUGAUCACAAUGACAAAGAGGCAGCUGAGGAAAAGGGAGUAGAUGAUACGAAGAUGAAAGAUUUCAAAGUGGAAUUACGCUUCAAUACUGCUUUACUACGUGACACUUCCAUUGGAGAUUCACAUUUGGCUGGAUUGACUGAAUAUUUUGCGCAACGAGUCAAAACUAUUAAUAUUGAUUCAAAAAAUGACGACUCAAUUAAUGAAUAUAACAAAGAGAAUGAUGAUGACGAUUAUUCAAGAGACGGAGGAUCAAACAUCGUAACAGUAGCUGGGUUAUUUACGUAUGAACUACAAAAUUGGGAUGAUGAAGAUUGGAGAAGAUUGGAUGAUGAAAACAGUGACUUGAGUCGACCACUGGAAAGCGUGAAUACGUCUUUCGAAGAAGAUUUAUUUCUCGAUGAAACAGACAAUGUCACUGUAUUUGUUGAUCCCGGAUCAACUGUUAAUAACCCUACCAAUACUAUGGCAUCAAUCGCUUCUGAUCCUAUUCCGAUUUCCGCUAAUACGCCAACAUCAAAGUCUUCACCAGUUGAGAUAAUGAACGUUCGGAAGUCAACAGGAAAUUCAGAUUUUUCAGCUAUUCAUCAUCCAAGUUCUAUCUCAAAUCUACCCUUUGGGCCAUCCAAAAAUCCACUGGAAUCAAUUAUUUUGACAGCUUUUUUCCCCUCCGCGCCUCAAGACUUUUAUCUCAAGAAUGACGUAUUUAGUGAAAUGGAUGCUGGCAGUGCACCUGUUUGGAUUAUAAAGUGUAACUUUGCACUCGAGAAUUCUUCUCCAACCUUACUUUCGGGUAUCUUGGAGAAUCUAAUUUAUUCAUGGAUUAGAGAUCGAUCAACAUCAAGUGGUAGUGGUUAUGCGAAAAAUUCUAAAUCUAUUGAAUCAAAAGUUGCUAAUGGUAACACUACCAACAUUACAACAAGCAGCAGCAACGGUAAUAGCAAUAACAGUUAUAAUUAUACCAAAAAAUCAAAACUCGCUGGAAACUUAAGGGCAUCCGAAUUACAAACGUUUGAAACGAUUCGAUCGCCGCGUGGUGGAGUUGCCAUUGUUGACACUGGAGAUAUUGAUAAUUUUGUACAGGCAUUAUUUGAUCCUUCCCGAUUUUCAAAAAAUUCGUCAUCAUCUUCAUUAUCAUACACAAGUAUGAAGACUUGUGAUGGAAUCGAUCUUGUCUCUACGAUUGAUCUUAGUCAUAAUAUAAGAAAUACUUCGUUUGUUCCUUAUAAAUCAUUUUUAUGGAAUUUACUUGAAUAUCUGCUGGAAACCGUGUCAUCAACAUCAAAUUUUCAGCAUUGCUCAUCGUUCAUCGGAUCUCUUAAAAUAGUAUGGACUGAAGUAUUAAAGCACAUUCGUACAUAUUGGGAACGAAAUGUUGUAAUUGAUAUUCGCACUAAUAUUUUACAUCAAAAACUUUGCAUGAUCAAUCACUGCAUAACGCGUCUACGAAAAAUGCAAAAAGAAAAUCCAAAGCUAUCCAGUAGUCCAAUUUCCUAUAAGCCAAGGGUUUCAUCGACCAGUUCCGUUGCGUCGUCAUUUAAUUCCAUUAAUAAUACGAUGAAUAAAGGGGGAUUUAUGUCUAUAGCGGAACAGAAACAGAAAAUUUUAUUCUCGGAUGGAAAUAACGGAGGGAUUAUUGGUUCUCUUGAUGAUACUGAUUCUGUUUGUUCUAUUAAUGAUCCUUCGGUGUCGGUUGUUUUGGUGGGACAAGGAAAUUCAAGUGGUGCAAUUGAAAAUUCGAGCACAAUUAAUGUUUCUCCCAAUAUGGAUGAUACGCAAAUAUCAAAUGCCGAUUCAUCCUUUAUUGCGGAAUCAGAUGAUGAAGCAUUCCUUACUGAUGUUUCUGCAUCUCCAUUAGGUAUUCCUCGUAACUCAAAAAAUAAUAAUGUUUCUAGAUCCAUUUCAUAUCAUCGACGAUCUCCCUCUUUCUCCCAUGGUCAAUCUUUUUCCCCUACUCAAUCCUUAUUCUCUGAUCAAUCAGAUCAAAUUCCUCAUUCCUCUUCAUUGACCGAAUCUUUUAUUCAACUUAAUUAUUCAUCGAGCAUGGAAUCUGCAUCUGGGUUUGAUUUUAUUGGUAAAUCACCGCGAAAUGAUAUUACCAAAAGUUCAAGUAAAGGCGUUGCAUUAGAGCAAAAAGAAGGAGAUGAGUAUUUCGAAGUAAGGGAUGAAAAUAUGAGAGAAGGUCAUUCGCGUGUGUCUGAAAAAUAUACUUUAAUUAAGACGAAAGAACCCAUGUGGGAACCUAUAACUCAGGAUAGUGGUAUUAUGACUGAAGAUAUGAUAAGAGAACAACAAGAAUACUUUGAAAAAUUGGGAACGUCAGAGGAAGCAGCUAAAAAAAGAUUUCAGAUUCAAUCUGCACCUUUAAAGUCCGGCAAGUCAUUAUUUUGCAAUGAUAAAAUUCCGACCAUACUUUUAUAUAUACAAAAUAAGUUAAACUUUUUAUUUAAAAUUAACAUAAAAGAUAUGGAAGCUUUUAAAGCUGCAAAUCCACAUGCUAUAUUUGAAGACUUUAUACGAUGGUAUUCUCCGCGUGAUUGGAUUCCCGAUGAAAACGGUGAUCCGAAUUCAGGAAAGCUGAGUUCUCGUAUGUCAAAGGAAGGUUUCUGGAAAGAAUUAUGGAAGAGUUCUCGAAGGAUUCCGGCAAGUCGGCAAAAACCCUUAUUUAAUCAUAGUCGAGAAGGAGAGAAGGCCUUACGAUAUCUUGAACAAUUAUCCAUGCAAGAUUUGUUUAACCAUCUACUACCUACAGUGUUCCUUAUAGCUUACGACACAUUAUUAACACACCCAGUCACUAAACAUAUGAAACCGGUAGCAAUGGGUGUAUCCUUGUUGUCAAAAGAAUUAAUGAGCUUCCCUUGGCCGGAUUUAAAAACUGAAAAUGCAUUUGAGAAAAUUCUAGAGAGAAUCCGUGAGAAUGAACUGAUAAUGGGAAAAGCAAUAUCUCUAUUACGCAAGCUACCAAAACAGUUCUAUUUAGUAGAACGUAUCUUAAAAGAUCCAGAAACUACUGUAGCAAAUGAAACAGAACGUGAAGCAGUUCGAGAAUUGUUUGCUUCCGGAGCAUCACUUAACAGUGCAUUUCCACUACCAACAUCACGCGAAUUCGUCUUACAAACAACAACGAAACUUGUAAUACUUCCAAAUAUUUCAAUACAUAUACCCUUGAGAAUGUAUGUGCUGUCAAAUGAAAACGGAAUACGUGUCAUCGAAAUGAUUG
Ambispora leptoticha is the source of this 3940-nucleotide messenger RNA. The record is from the annotation of a GenBank genome assembly. NCBI's taxonomy places the organism in Eukaryota, Fungi, Glomeromycota, Glomeromycetes, Archaeosporales, Ambisporaceae.